Naegleria lovaniensis is the source of this 378-nucleotide messenger RNA. RefSeq lists its product as uncharacterized. Lineage: Eukaryota; Heterolobosea; Eutetramitea; Acrasida; Naegleriidae. The transcript has 2 exons. The record is from RefSeq and is a predicted model, not a curated record. The coding region runs from base 1 to 378 and encodes 125 amino acids.
AUGCAAAACUUGAAGAAUUUUAUUUCUGCAGGCGAAGCACGUCCUUCUCUCUUCAAAGGACCUUUCACUAAACUUCAGAUAUUGCGGUCCGUGAAUGGAAUUGUUUUUUUGGGAAUUCCUCUCGUUUUUGUGUACAGUCUUGCAUCAGCGACUUCAUCACCCGAAGCGAAUCAAGUAAAUAUCCGAGAAAAAGCUGCUAAAGAGCAUAUUUCUCAAGCAGAGAAACAAUGGAAGAAUGUUCGAGAGACCUUAACUCCCUUCUGGCUUUCGACAUCUCUGAGAAACAAGCUCACUUUCGAUCAAGUGACCGAAGUUGAUUUCUUAAAGGAAUUGGAAUGGAAAGUUGUAGAUGGAAACGUGAUUUUCAAAGAAAAGUAA